This is a messenger RNA of Hyla sarda, 1776 nucleotides long. RefSeq names its product solute carrier family 30 member 8 (gene SLC30A8). The coding region runs from base 149 to 1297 and encodes 382 amino acids. The record is from RefSeq and is a predicted model, not a curated record. Gene Ontology annotation, cellular component: plasma membrane. The transcript is spliced from 8 exons. Gene Ontology annotation, biological process: insulin secretion; response to zinc ion; response to glucose. Lineage: Eukaryota; Metazoa; Chordata; Amphibia; Anura; Hylidae. Gene Ontology annotation, molecular function: zinc ion transmembrane transporter activity.
CCAAGAGAGCACCUAUAUUAUAGAUACUGACAGACAAAUCCCCUAGAGUGACCACACCGGCUCUUCUACGCGUUCCGAGAAGAAGAAGGAUUUAUCAAAAUAUGUAGGAUCGUGAUUGUUUUUCAAUUUUUUUCAAAAAAUUUGGAGGAUGCAAGAAACUUUACCAACAACAAUGAAAGGAUUGGAAAAAGCCUACCUGGUGGGCGACAAAGCGACAAAGAUGUAUUCGCUAACUACUGACAGUGCAGAACAAAGUAACUAUAAUAAGGAAAAACAUCAAGAAGAAGAGUCCAUUAACCCAUACCACUGCCACAACAAUAAUACAAAGGCGUACGAUGCCAGACAGAAAGAACAAAACAUGGCCAAAAAGAAACUCUGCAUUGCAGCAGCCAUUUGCCUGGCGUUUAUUGUAGCAGAAAUUGCAGGUGGUUACAUUGCAGGAAGCCUGGCCGUGGUAGCUGACGCCGCUCACCUUUUUGUUGAUCUUUCUAGUUUGUUAAUCAGUCUUUGCUCCCUGUGGUUGUCAUCAAAACCAGCAACAAAAAGACUCACCUACGGCUGGUACAGAGCAGAAAUUGUUGGUGCCUUGCUUUCUAUGGUCACCAUAUGGGUGGUGACGGGAGUGUUGGUCUAUCUGGCUUGUGAAAGAAUCCUCCAUCCGGAUUACACCAUUGACGGCGCCGUGAUGCUCAUGACAUCUGUCUGUGCAUUAGGCGCCAAUAUAGUCUUGGCUCUGGUCCUGCAUAAUACAGGACAUGGUCACAGUCACUCAGGAGGUCAACACCAACAUAUGGCACCCGAUUACCAGCCUCAGACUAAUGCCAGUAUACGUGCCGCCUUCAUCCAUGUCAUUGGAGACCUGUUUCAGAGUAUUAGUGUACUCAUCAGCGCCCUCAUCAUAUACUUCAAGCCACAGUACAAGAUAGCCGACCCAAUUUGCACGUUUAUAUUCUCCAUUUUUGUGCUGGCCACAACGAUUACUGUUCUACGAGAUAUUCUGCUUGUGUUAAUGGAAGGAGUCCCCCGGGGGAUUAAUUAUGGCGCUGUAAAGCAGAGUAUUCUCGCGGUGAAUGGGGUUAAAUCGGUACACAGCCUCCAUCUCAUGGCUUUAACAAUGAACCAAGUCAUCGUCUCAGUUCACGUUGCCACAGAUGCCUCUGAAGAAUCUGUUCGAAUUUUAAAGGAAGUUACCAGGAACAUAUUUGACAACUUCCCCUUCCAUUCAGUCACCAUUCAAGUUGAACCAGUCGAAGAACAGAAUCCGGAGUGUAUGUUUUGCUGUGAGCCAGGCGAAUAAGCCAAGUCUUCAGGCUUAACUAUGGUUCAGAUGCUAGAAGAUCAGUAUUCUGCAAAAUGAACUUAAUAAAAUAUAUAAGAAUUGGAAAUUGACUACAACCCACAUUACAAAUAAUUAUUCCCUUCUAACUGGCAUGAUGGAAAGAUGUUCAGACAUAUUGAAACGAAACGGUAGCCAUAUACACUGCCACCUUCUGGUCACUUAAAUGAUGAAAAAGGAAACUAGCUUGAUGCAGCCUACUUGAUGUCCUGCUUAUAUGAGAGAGAAAAAAAAGGGAGAGACCGGAGGGGUCGCCUCGUGUGAUACCAUUGAGUAAUCAGAGCAAAUAGGGCAGGGGGCGUGUGACCCCCUAGGUAGUGGCUGCUCACCUUAGAGCAAAUAAAAACUUGUGUAUCAACCCACACUUGGGGUUACAGUUGAAGCUGGAACCGGUGCUAAGCCUGAGGUCGCCAGAGAGGGAGAACCAGUCCUAGAUGAAG